Messenger RNA from Aspergillus welwitschiae, 1728 nucleotides. RefSeq lists its product as uncharacterized. The record is from RefSeq and is a predicted model, not a curated record. NCBI's taxonomy places the organism in Eukaryota, Fungi, Ascomycota, Eurotiomycetes, Eurotiales, Aspergillaceae. The coding region runs from base 1 to 1728 and encodes 575 amino acids. The transcript has 6 exons. Gene Ontology annotation, biological process: positive regulation of transcription by RNA polymerase II. Gene Ontology annotation, cellular component: nucleus. Gene Ontology annotation, molecular function: transcription cis-regulatory region binding; zinc ion binding; DNA-binding transcription factor activity, RNA polymerase II-specific.
AUGAGAAUCGGACGAGGAUGUGAACGUUGUCGGGUUCGUCAUAUUCGAUGCACCACUCGCGCGGGCGCCUCGGCUUGUAAUGCCUGUACUCGUCUGGGACGUGUCUGUCGCUUGGAUCCGCCGUUUCGUUUCAAAGCCGUCCGACAUGUAUACCAGAAGAGUAAUGGCAUAGCCUCUAAGUUUGAGUUAGCCUGGGAUUCGCGCCAGACAUGGGUUAAUCUUCCCCAGUCAUUAAAGUUUGUGCAGGAAUCGUCUGAUGACUCGGACGAGGGCAACACCACCGAUGCUCAACCUGAUGUCCAAGAGAGCCAUGAUGAUAAUCAGGCUGCUUCUGAUGAGGCUCAGAGAGAUAUCUCCGAUCAAAUAUCCAUUUUUAAUCAUUUGCCCUUUCCUGAAGUCCUCUAUUCCCAAGAUGACAAUAUCCGCCCUUCACAUGUGGCCUCGAGUCCCCCUGUAGGGUCCCCUGUCUUCGAGGACCCCCCGAUCGUUGCAUCCUCUUCAGGCUUAUCUCCCUCUCUUUUGAAUAUUGUCUCGCCCCUGGCGUCUGCGAGUACAUGGACAAGCUCGGCGUCACCGCUGAGCUCGGUGAGUCCCCGUCCGAGCAGCUCACCGCCGUUGAGUUCCCGUGAAGCCCAUCUACUACGACUGUUCAUUCAGAAGAUCGCACCAUGGGCCGACAUAUGCGAUCUUCGCUCCCAUUUCAGCACCGAAGUCCCUCGUCGAGCCCUGCAAGUCCCGAUGGUGCUGAAGGCCGUGCUUUGCCUUGCAGCUCGACACGAUGCGAUCAUGUCCAAUUCUAGCGACUGGGAGGCCUCCGAAUAUCACGGACAGUGUCUGGAGCUGCUCAUUGCUGCUCUAGCCCUGCCGGAAGAAACAUAUGACGAUAACCUCCUUAUCACUGUGGUGACCCUCCGGAUAUAUGAAGAGCUCGAGCGUGCAACCGAUGAAAAAUGUCACUGGGUGGGUUCAAACAGACUACUCAACACGAUGUCUAAGUCUGCCUCUUCUGGCGGUCUCGCCGAAGCAGUGAGCUGGCAAUUCCUCCGCCAGGCCAUCUAUGCUUCAUUGGUACAACAUCAGCCGAUGCAGCUAGACCUAGCCAACUACGAGCUCUCAUCCGUAUUUCGGCGCCGCGACGAUGCUUCGUAUGCCAAUAUUAUUAUAUUCUUGUGUGCGAAGAUUAUCCAAUCCUGUUGGGGAUCGCAUUGCAGCUUUGUCGAUGAGGGCGAGUGGCAGCAUCUGUCCGAAAGCGUGGAACAGUGGCAUCGUGCGCGGCCUAUCAGCUGGCAGCCGUUACAGUACAAAGAUUCAGAUCUCGCAGAGAAUCGACCGUUCCCUGAGUUGUGGAUGAUGUCUCCGCCAGCGGUCGUCGGUUUACAAUACUACCAUGCAUCGUGUAUCCUUCUUACUUCGUCCCAUCGACAUUGGAAUGUAUCGAGCGACUAUGAGCUGGCGCGGUUGAGACGAACCGAAGAGAGAACCAUAGCAUCCCAUCUCGUGCGGACGAUAGGACUUUCCAUGUCGAAUGAGACUGUAGAGAACGCAUACUUUAUGGCGUGCCACUUAUUACAUCGAUAUGGCUACUGCCUCCGCCACCCCUCCGAGAAACAAGGGUCCUUGAAAUUUCUCCGCCGGGUGGAAAAGGCGGUUGGGUGGCGCACCGACUGGAUGAUCCGGGAGCUUGAGGUUCAGUGGGGAGAGUUGGCCGAGAUGGAUCGAUGGGAUUGA